Messenger RNA from Oncorhynchus nerka (sockeye salmon), 2501 nucleotides. It is a transcript of the gene khdrbs1b, whose product is annotated as KH domain containing, RNA binding, signal transduction associated 1b. The record is from RefSeq and is a predicted model, not a curated record. Gene Ontology annotation, cellular component: nucleus. Bases 185 to 1261 code for a protein of 358 amino acids. Gene Ontology annotation, molecular function: mRNA binding; poly(A) binding. NCBI's taxonomy places the organism in Eukaryota, Metazoa, Chordata, Actinopteri, Salmoniformes, Salmonidae. The transcript has 9 exons. Gene Ontology annotation, biological process: regulation of alternative mRNA splicing, via spliceosome.
GCGACAGGAGCACCUAUCCGCAGUUGUCAGUAGCGGUGCGCUAUAGCAGCGAGAGCUCUACAUGCGAAGAAGUGGACAUUAAACUGGAUUAUUUCUUCUUCUGUUUAUUUAUCUUUUUCUACCCACUGAAAGCUUGAUUUUUAAUUGCACAUUUUGCAUUACGAACUGAUUUUUAAACUCAAAAAUGGAGAAUCAAGAAAGCGAGUAUCUCCCGGAGCUUCUCGCGGAGAAGGACAGUAUGGAUGUCUCGUUUACGCACGCUAUGAAACUUUUAUCUACAGAAAUCGAGAGAAUCCAGAAAGGUGAACCCAAGAAGGAAGGAGGAGACGCGUAUCUGGACCUUUUCACCGUCAAGAAUAUCAAACUGAAGGAACGCGUGCUCAUACCCUUCAAACAGUAUCCGAGGUUCAACUUUGUGGGGAAGAUUCUUGGCCCUCAGGGCAACACAAUCAAACGCCUUCAGGAAGAGACUGGGGCCAAGAUCUCUGUACUGGGCAAAGGCUCCAUGAGGGACAAAGCCAAGGAGGAGGGUCUGAGGAAAGGUGGCGAGGCCAAGUACGCACACCUGUCUAUGGAGCUGCAUGUCUUCAUCGAGGUGUUUGCCCCCGUGCCCGAGGCUUACCUACGUAUGGCGCACGCCAUGGAGGAAGUCAAGAAGUUCCUGUUUCCUGAUAUGAUGGAUGACAUCUGUCAGGAACAGUUCAUGGAGAUGGGUUAUUUGAACGGGGGCCAGGAGCACGGGCCAGGGGUCCCACGAGGCAGAGGAGGACCACCGGGCCCAAGGAGCCGAGGAGGGCCUCCGGGACAACCAGGAGCACCCAGGGGUAGAGGUAUUCCCCAACGUGGAGGUACCACCAGGGGAGGUCCAGCCAGAGGCGGGGUAGCGAGGGGGGCACCAGCAGGAAGAGGAACCCCUGCCAGAGGGGCAACAGCGCCCCGAGCCAGACUCACUGCCCCUGGUGGGCCUCCAAGAACCCUUCCUCCCCCCCACCAACACGCCCCAGCACCGGAACAAUAUGAGGAAUAUGCCUAUGAUGAGAGCUACACUGAGCCAGCGUACGAGUCAUACGACAGUUACUACGGUCAGCCACAGGCAGAGCCAGAGUACUACGACUACGGACAUGGAGAAACACAGGAAGCAUACGAACCCUAUGCCCAGGACGACUGGAACGGGACCCAGAGAGCGGCGCCGGGGGGUAAGGCCCCCACUGCCAGAGCGGCUAAGGGCCCUUACCGAGAACACCCCUAUAGACAAUACUGAACUCCUCACCGUGCCAACGCCUAGCGACCAACGCUACCACCGUUAACGCGUUGCCCCGACAACCAACCAUCAACCUGUCUACCACGGCAGCUCUUGCUCUAAGCAACCCUCGACAAAAGUAAUUGUCCGUUUUUGGUUUUGGUUUGGAAUUUUCUACACUGGACUUUUAUGAGCCGAAAAUCAGGAUCAUAACUGAUCGAAGCCUAUUUUAUAUUUAAUUCAGACCGUUUUUUUUUGGAUGGGGGUGGGGGGGGGGGGAUUUGAAGUUUUAGUUGAUUUCUGUUUUUCUCUCUGACCCUGGUCUCCCUCUUGCCUUUUCUUUUGCGCUGUUGACCUUUUUUAAGGGUUUUUUAUUUUUAAUGUUUGGAUUUAAACUCACUUCUAGUGGAGUUAGACGACUCACUUCUAGUGGAGUUAGACGACUCACUUCUAGUGGAGUUAGACGACUCACUUCUAGUGGAGUUAGACGACUCACUUCUAGUGGAGUUAGACGACUCACUUCUAGUGGAGUUAGACGACUCACUUCUAGUGGAGUUAGACGACUCACUUCUAGUGGAGUUAGACGACUCACUUCUAGUGGAGUUAGACGACUCACUUCUAGUGGAGUUAGACGACUUAUCCACUUGUUGUCGUCUUUAAAGGGACAUUUCAAAAACGCUCUACUUCAUAUUCAUUAUCUCCAGUUCAACAUCAACAUAUGUGAACAUGGUACGUUUCUAUGUUUUUGUAAGUAAAAAAUAAAUAAAACUGUUUCCGAUGACGACGUUGGUGUGCAACUAAUUGGUUGAUGUUAUUGGAAACGGUUAUCUUCUUAUUUUCACAAGUAUUGAUGUUGGUUCUGGAGAUGACGAAUAUGAAGUAGAACCAUUCAUUAUUUUGUUUAAAACUAUUACUUUGAGGGACAGUUGCAGAUUCCCAUUUAGGCUACAUUUCAAAGAUUUUUUUUUUUUUUAAUAUAGCAAAGUAAAAGAAACAUUAUGUAAUAUAGACCAAACAUAAAACGCCAAGGAAACAGGAAAAACAAAACAAAUGUUAAUGGAAUUUUGAUUUAGUAAUCCCAUUUGUUUUAAAUAGUUUUUAAUUAAAAGUUGUCAAUGUAGACUUUUUUUACAUAAUGAAAUUUUCUCAUUGUACAUUUAGAGUUUUGAAAUAUAGGCCUGAUUAUCCCCUGUUGAGAUGGACUGUCCUCACAUACUACUUUUUGUUUUGUAUUUUUUUAUUAAAGUUGGUUCAACAAUAA